This is a messenger RNA of Cebus imitator (Panamanian white-faced capuchin), 876 nucleotides long. RefSeq names its product testis specific serine kinase 3 (gene TSSK3). The transcript has 2 exons. Gene Ontology annotation, cellular component: cytoplasm. Gene Ontology annotation, biological process: intracellular signal transduction; microtubule cytoskeleton organization; protein phosphorylation. Gene Ontology annotation, molecular function: tau-protein kinase activity; ATP binding; protein serine/threonine kinase activity. NCBI's taxonomy places the organism in Eukaryota, Metazoa, Chordata, Mammalia, Primates, Cebidae. The record is from RefSeq and is a predicted model, not a curated record. Bases 1 to 807 code for a protein of 268 amino acids.
AUGGAGGACUUUCUGCUCUCCAAUGGAUACCAGCUGGGCAAGACCAUUGGGGAAGGUACCUACUCAAAAGUCAAAGAAGCAUUUUCCAAAAAACACCAAAGAAAAGUGGCAAUUAAAAUUAUAGACAAGAUGGGAGGGCCAGAAGAGUUUAUCCAGAGAUUCCUGCCUCGGGAGCUCCAAAUAGUCCGUACCCUGGACCACAAGAACAUCGUCCAGGUGUAUGAGAUGCUGGAGUCUGCCGAUGGGAAAAUCUACCUGGUAAUGGAACUGGCCGAGGGAGGGGAUGUCUUUGACUGCGUGCUGAAUGGGGGGCCACUGCCUGAGAGCCGGGCCAAGGCCCUCUUCUGUCAGAUGGUUGAGGCCAUCCGCUACUGCCAUGGCUGUGGUGUGGCCCACCGGGACCUCAAAUGCGAGAACGCCCUGUUGCAGGGCUUCAACCUGAAGCUGACUGACUUUGGCUUUGCCAAGGUGUUGCCCAAGUCGCACCGGGAGCUGAGCCAGACCUUCUGUGGCAGCACAGCCUAUGCCGCCCCCGAGGUGCUUCAGGGCAUUCCCCACGAUAGCAAGAAAGGUGACGUCUGGAGCAUGGGUGUGGUCCUAUAUGUCAUGCUCUGUGCCAGCCUACCUUUUGACGACACAGACAUCCCCAAGAUGCUGUGGGAACAGCAGAAGGGGGUGUCCUUCCCCACUCAUCUGAGCAUCUCGGCCGAAUGCCAGGACCUGCUCAAGAGGCUCCUGGAACCCGACAUGAUCCUCCGGCCUUCAAUUGAAGAAGUUAGUUGGCAUCCAUGGCUAGCAAGCACUUGAUAAAAGCAAUGGCAAGUGCUCCCCAAUAAAGUAGGGGGAGAAAGCAAACUCAAAAACCCGCUUCUAAAA